AUGGUUUCUCUCUUAGGCCUCCUCUGCCUAUUCAUGAUCAUCUUGGCCUCCAUGAACGCUCCGGUGGGAGCCUCCGAGGAAUUCAAAGUUGGCGAUGUUGACGGUUGGCGGCAGCCUGCCGCCAAUGAAUCUUCAAUGUAUACUCAGUGGGCUGCCAAAAACAGAUUUCAUGUUGGAGAUUCACUUCGGUUUGAGUACAAGAACGACUCAGUCCUGGUGGUGGACAAAUGGGGUUACUAUCACUGCAACACGAGCAAUCCCAUCUCUGCCUUCAAUGAUGGUAAUAAUAGCAUUGUCAAUCUUCACAAUCCUGGACCCAUGUAUUUCAUCAGUGGGGAUCCUGAUCACUGCAAGAAUGGCCAGCGAUUGCUCGUCGACGUGAUGACCCUUCACCCAAUCUCACACACUCCUCCAUCCAUUGCCAGUCCUCCUCAACCUUUUCCGGCAACAUCUCCUUCACCGUCUCCGCUUUCAAGUGCAGGAGUAUCAGUUUCAGUGCCACCCAUUUCAGUCUUGCUGGCUCUCGUUGCCCAUAUUGUGGCAUUGGUGUGGUGUGCACCAUAGUGUUUUUAUUUUUUAUGAUAUGACAUUUAGUUAUGUAGGUUAAACAUUGUGUCAGAUUAUGGACUUAUGUGGUUUCAAUUUCUUCAAUAUUAUUUUGUAAACAUU
Messenger RNA from Cornus florida, 669 nucleotides. RefSeq names its product early nodulin-like protein 7. The coding region runs from base 1 to 564 and encodes 187 amino acids. The record is from RefSeq and is a predicted model, not a curated record. Lineage: Eukaryota; Viridiplantae; Streptophyta; Magnoliopsida; Cornales; Cornaceae. Gene Ontology annotation, molecular function: electron transfer activity. Gene Ontology annotation, cellular component: plasma membrane. The transcript has 2 exons.